UUACUUAUCCCUGCUGCAACCCUGUCCGGCUGAAUUUUUUGUCUCGCGCUUGAAUUUUUGUUUUUAUUAUUUUGCUGCUAAAAAGUAAGCUAAAAUGCCGUAUGCAAAUCAGCCUUCUGUGCAGAUAACUGAGCUGACUGACGACAAUGUGAAGUUUGUGCUGGAGGACACGGAGUUGAGCGUAGCAAACAGUCUACGUCGUGUUUUCAUAGCUGAGACGCCAACAUUGGCCAUUGAUUGGGUGCAACUUGAGGCAAACUCUACGGUGCUUUCAGAUGAGUUCCUAGCGCAUCGCAUAGGCUUAAUACCUUUGAUUUCGGACGAUGUGGUGGAGCGCCUGCAGUAUACGCGCGAUUGUAUAUGCCUUGACUUUUGUCCCGAGUGCAGCGUUGAAUUCACUUUGGAUGUCAAGUGCAAUGAGGAGCAAACACGCCACGUUACUACGGCGGAUCUUAAGUCCAGCAAUGCCAAGGUUCUUCCGGUCACAUCACGCAACCAGAGCGAGGAGGACAACGAGUAUGGUGAGAGCACUGAUGAGAUUUUGAUAAUCAAGCUACGUAAGGGACAGGAGCUUAAAUUGCGCGCUUAUGCAAAGAAAGGCUUUGGCAAGGAGCAUGCAAAAUGGAACCCCACAGCAGGUGUCUGCUUUGAGUACGAUCCGGAUAACUCCAUGCGUCAUACGCUUUACCCCAAGCCCGAUGAGUGGCCCAAGAGUGAGCACACCGAACUUGAAGAUGAUCAAUAUGAGGCACCUUACAACUGGGAAGCCAAGCCCAAUAAAUUCUUCUUCAACGUAGAAUCCUCUGGAGCACUUAAGCCUGAAAAUAUUGUCAUCAUGGGCGUGCAGGUGCUGAAGAAUAAACUUUCCAAUUUACAGACGCAACUCAGCCACGAGUCGCAGAACGAUGCGCUCGCCGUUUAAGGAAGUUUAACAAAUUUUAUAUAAUUAGUUUAAUAAACACAACAAAAAACUAA
Molecule: messenger RNA, 975 nt
Organism: Drosophila busckii
Lineage: Eukaryota; Metazoa; Arthropoda; Insecta; Diptera; Drosophilidae
Gene: RpII33
Product: DNA-directed RNA polymerase II subunit RPB3
Exons: 1
Coding region: 95-922 (275 amino acids)
Biological process (GO): DNA-templated transcription
Cellular component (GO): RNA polymerase II, core complex
Molecular function (GO): protein dimerization activity; DNA binding; DNA-directed RNA polymerase activity
Source: RefSeq, a predicted model, not a curated record